Epithele typhae is the source of this 1107-nucleotide messenger RNA. RefSeq names its product NADH:flavin oxidoreductase/NADH oxidase. The transcript is spliced from 5 exons. The record is from RefSeq and is a predicted model, not a curated record. Bases 1 to 1107 code for a protein of 368 amino acids. Gene Ontology annotation, molecular function: NADPH dehydrogenase activity; FMN binding. NCBI's taxonomy places the organism in Eukaryota, Fungi, Basidiomycota, Agaricomycetes, Polyporales, Epitheliaceae.
AUGUCCACUCCUGCCCUCUUCACGCCCAUCCGCGUCGGCGACAUCACCCUCGCCCACCGCGUCGUCCUCGCCCCGCUCACCCGGUACCGCAACGACGACGCCCACGUCCCGACCGAGCUCGGACUCGAGUACUACACCCAGCGCUCGAGCGUGCCGGGCACGUUGCUCAUCACCGAGGCCACGUACAUCUCCCCGCAGUCGAGCGGACAGCCGAACGCCCCGGGGAUGUACAACGACGCGCAGAUCGCGUCGUGGAAGAAGAUCACGGACGCGGUGCACAAGAACGGGUCGUUCAUCUACCUCCAGCUGUGGGCGCUGGGCCGGGCCGCGCGCCCGGCGCUGUUCAACAAGGAGUUCCCCGACUACCCCUUCGUCUCCGCGUCCGACAUCCCGCUCAAAGACCAGCCCGGCUACACCCCGCGUCCGCUCACCAUCGACGAGAUCAAAGAAUACGUGCAGUGGUGGGCGACCGCGGCCAAGGACGCGGUCGAGCGCGCCGGCUUCGACGGCGUCGAGAUCCACGGCGCGAACGGCUACCUCGUCGACCAGUUCCUGCAGGACGUCUCGAACACGCGCACGGACGCGUACGGGGGCUCCGUCGCGAACCGCGCGCGCUUCGCGCUCGAGGUCGUCGACGCCGUCGCCGCCGCGAUCGGCGCGUCCAAGACCGCGAUCCGGCUGAGCCCGUGGAGCCUGUACCAGGACAUGCGGAUGGAGGACCCGGUGCCGACGUUCACGCACGUCGUCGAGCAGAUCAAGCAGCGCCACCCGGACCUGGCGUACCUCCACGUCGUGAGCGUGGGCGGGCCGGGCGGGAAGCCUCCAGCGGAUCCGAAGCAAAACGACUUCAUCUACGACCUCUGGGCGCCGCGCCCGCUCAUCACCACUGGCGGGUUCGACCGCGAGUCCGGGAUCGAGACGGCGGAGAAGACGGGGCAGAUCAUCGGCUAUGGGACCGCGUUCCUCUCCAACCCUGACUUGCCCUUCCGGCUUCGUGAGAACAUCAAGCUCAACGACCCCGAUUACUCGACGUUCUUCACGGCGAAGACCGCGCAAGGGUACACGACCUACCCCUUCUCUGAGGAGUUCUUGAAGACUAAGGCAUGA